Messenger RNA from Asterias rubens (European starfish), 3629 nucleotides. Its product is annotated as bone morphogenetic protein 1-like. Lineage: Eukaryota; Metazoa; Echinodermata; Asteroidea; Forcipulatida; Asteriidae. The record is from RefSeq and is a predicted model, not a curated record. Bases 271 to 2277 code for a protein of 668 amino acids. The transcript is spliced from 9 exons.
GAUUCUGGAAAACGGGUCUCCGAGUAAAAUUCAGCGACCGCAAAAGUGGCUUACAAACUGAACUGUUUUCCAUUUUGUGAAACCACACAAAAAAGAAGGAAAAAAAAAGAAGGAAAAAAAGAAAAGACACUUUAAUCUCAUCACCAGGCAUUGACAUCGUAGAAGGGUAACCAACAAAAAAAGCUUGGCAGGAGCCAUUUGAGGUAGUCCUGUGGGGCACCUCGGCCUUAAUGAAACCCAGCCGUAUCUAGAAGAACCAGAUUGGCCAACAUGGCUCACACAGACACAAGUACCUCCGGAUUUCUUCUUAUCACAGCGACGCUCUUCCUCGUCCUGGGACCGACGUUUCUCGACGCCAGCCCGUACCCGAAAAAGGUUCAUGACUUAUUUCAAGCACAUCGAGAUCGUCAUCGUAGGGAUGUGGACAGGGAGCCCAAAUCAUGGAGAUACACAAGGCACGCCAUAGACGUAUUGAAGGCGGACUUAAACAACAAUGACCUGUACUUUUGCAGAGGUGAUCCCUUCCGAGGCGUCCAGUGUCCUGAGGAACCCUUUUGCAGCGCGUGGGAUCAGAUCUGCGACGGGGAGCAGCUCUGCGCCCUGGAGACGAGGGAGCAAUGUCUAAACCGUUCGAUCUCGUCUUACGGACGGCUGGACUCUCGGCUCUGCGACGGUGAUGAGAAUCCCAAAUGGUGUCACUGGAAAUACCAAGCCCCUGUCAGAUGUGGUGAGGACAUCUACCUCAGCCCCAAGAAAAAGAAGUACCGAGUCCAGUCGCCAAGAUACCCCGAUAACUACCCCAACGACUACUUCUGCUUCUGGACCGUCGCGGUGCCGGACGGUCACAAGAUCGCCGUAAACUUCAUGCGGUUCGACACCGAGCCGAACUACGAUCUCCUCUCCCUCGGUACCGGGUAUAAUCGCGAAAGCUCCCGGACGAUUAUCAUCUUCAAGCACAGCGGGAAGAGGGGUCCGCAACCUUCGCAGUUCGAUGUGAACAGUAACGUCGUGUGGAUUACGUUCAAGUCAGACGACUGGGAGAGCAGUAAGGGGUUCGUGAUUGAAUUCACUGACAGAGAGAAGAAGGAAUUUGGAGUGUUAGGAGUAAAUCCAUUCAACUCCCCACCCAACAGAGACUGUGGAGGGAAAAUCUUAAUGCCGGCUGAAGGGGAGACUAGAUUGAACUCGCCCGGAUUCCCCGAGUACUACGGCAACCACAUGGAAUGUGAAUGGGUCGUGUCGAUCGCCGAGGGCCUACGUAUACGAAUUCAUUUCGAGCGUUUUGACGUUGAGGAAGAAGAGGAUCACCUCAGCGUUGGUAAUGGAGUCAGCAGUAGGCGAGCCCCGAUCCUGUAUAAAUACAGCAGUCGCACCAAACCCUCCGACAUCAUCUCCAGGGGUUCGGAUAUUUGGUUCAAGUUCGUCUCCAGUGUGGCGGUUUCACGGCGUGGUUUCGAGAUCGUUCUCACUGAACAACCUACGAACGAUUGUGGAGGCAUUUUCACGGUGCCAACCACCGGGAAACUGAGCAUCGCCUCCCCGGACUACCCCAACGAGUACCCGACGCUGACGGACUGCCUCUGGCAGUUCCGCUCCGCCUCGGAGCGCCGGAUCCACAUCGGCUUCACGGAGUUCCAUACGGAGUACGGCUACGACAGGGUGCAGAUAGGCAACGGAUUCGAGCCCAACGUGAACAUGACCAACCUGGUCUUGCAGCACAGUGGGGACAAUAUGCUGGGGAUUGAGGGCAUGCUGGCUUUCCAGUCGUCCGGACCCGUGGCUUGGCUCUCUUUCAAGACGGACGAGUACAACCAGAGGAAAGGGUUCCGGUUUAAUGUCUACAGCGAGGAGGGUUCUCCAUGGAUAGUGGAGUCGUCGGUCACAGAAUCAUCCCUCGACUCUGCGGGCGACUCUGAGAUCCCCCUGGGCUCAGAGAGCAACCUCGAACUCCAACUUCAGGAUCAAGAGAUCGACCCCCAGCCGAACACCCCGGCACCGACGCCACCGAGGAAGAAAGGAGGAAAGAAGCCGAAGAAGCCUAAAAAGCCGAAAGCGACCACCGAAGUGCCGACCACUGAAGGGCCGACCACAACGACGAAGAAGCCCAAGACAACUCGACCUCCUACAACGACGGUUAUGACCACCAAGCCGCCUACAACGACGCCUAAGACUACAACCGUCGCUAUAGCCGUCGAGGAAAAGCCGUUCUACGAGUCGGACAGCCUGAGCGAGAGCUCCGACUACGAGAGCCGAUUCUCUAUCUCGUCCUCGCAAUAGGCUUAAAGCUAGUCGUGUUCCCUGUAUAUAUGCAAACAACAGCUGCGUACACCUAGUACUGCAGUUAUUUCGCAGUGAGGGGCAAGACUAAUUUAUACAGUCGAGCCUCGUUUUGGUUACAUUGAUUAUGAAUCGAUUUUUUAUAAAGGUGACAUCUUUUUUUAUUAAAGGUAUUCAGGUGAUUACACACACCUCCACAGACGCAACGUGUCACAAGCCUAAUUUGCAUUUUGGUCACGUGCCAAAUUCUUAAAAAAAUUACGCUUGCUUACAAAUUCUGCAAACAUUUAUAGAUAUGGAUGAUUUGUCUUAAAGAUGGUUUUGAAAUUAUUGUCCCUGAGUUAAAACAGUUUAUGCUCGAUGCAUUUCAAAUUGACUUCGGUUCAGUUUUGGUUUCGGAUAUUUCCGUGACACUUCGGGUGAUUUAGGAGAAAGACAUAAUCGUGUGUAAGCGUCCAGGAUUGUGACUCAAAAGAAGGACAAUAAAGACAUCAUUGAAUUGUACCAAUGGUGUAUUCCAAUAAAUACUUCAUUUUGUGUAGAAGUUAAUUUGAAUUACAGAAUUGCCUAAACUUUGCCUUUUUAAUAUAAUUUUACAUACAUUUUAUGUAGACAUUAAUUAGUUAUGGGUUGUGUAAGUUAAAGUUACAACUUUGUUUGGAUUCAUCAAAAGCACUAAUCUGUAUUUUAUAAACAAACUCAUGAAAACAAAAAGUAAGAUAUUGUGCUGAAAAAAAAGGAAAAUGCAUGAUUUUGUUCAUCCUAACAAGCGAGGGCGCUGUUUGUUCUUGGAUUACAGGGGUAAAUUGUUUAGCAAAUUACUGCACAAGUUUAAAUGACAGCGAGAAGUCAUCUUUAGUAUUCUCUAUAGUUGUAAUAGUUGUUUUUAGUAUUCUUUUUUUUAAGUUAAAUAAUUUAUACCACAGGCCUUUUUAUGUUUUUUUUUAAAAUAAUAAACCGUUAUUUUUCUCAAAGACACAGUGAACUAAACAAAAUGUUAAAGCAGAUUUCUUGCUUAGCAGAGAUAACGGGAAACGAGGUAAAUACGACCAUGUACAGUGUAUGCACAUUGGCUGGUUGCCUUUGAUUGCUUAGUUAAUAGCAACAAUUAUUUGUAGCCCCACCUGCAUGACGUCACGCUGUUUCAUCUUUUUGUACUAUGGUGAUUUUGAACCUGUACCACGAUUAUGCUCACUCAUACUUUAAAUAGAAUGAUUGUAUUCAACUAUUUAGACAAAAUGACUACAAUUCACACACUAUUUACUACAACAUUUAUAUCAAAUUCCUAAAAUGUAAAGUAGAGAUCUAGAAUUUUCAAUAAACUUCUUCUUUUGUGCGCAUGUUAAAACUAA